Entelurus aequoreus (snake pipefish) is the source of this 3966-nucleotide messenger RNA. RefSeq names its product oocyte zinc finger protein XlCOF6-like. NCBI's taxonomy places the organism in Eukaryota, Metazoa, Chordata, Actinopteri, Syngnathiformes, Syngnathidae. Bases 393 to 3008 code for a protein of 871 amino acids. Gene Ontology annotation, biological process: regulation of transcription by RNA polymerase II. The transcript is spliced from 2 exons. Gene Ontology annotation, molecular function: RNA polymerase II cis-regulatory region sequence-specific DNA binding; DNA-binding transcription factor activity. The record is from RefSeq and is a predicted model, not a curated record.
GCAAAGUCCUCCUUUACUCCACACACGCUUCUAAGCCUCGGCACAUCUCCUCACAUCGCUACUAACUACACUUUAUUCAUCCUCCGUGUCAGGAUAAACUCCACUCGUCUCAGUCAACUUUGGAGAUUAUUAGGCCUGCUUAGCUUGCUAGUUGUUUUAGCGUGCUAGUUAGCUUAGCGUGCUAGUUAGCUUAGCAUGCUAGUUAGCUUAGCCUGCUAGUUAGCUUAGCUUGCUAGUUGUUUUAGCGCGCUAGUUAGCUUAGCUUGCUAGUUGUUUUAGCGCGCUAGUUAGCUUAGCGUGCUAGUUAGCUGCUAACAAAGAGACGCGGAUUUGAUAAAAACAUCGCUUAGUUAAGAUCAAGUGUGAGUGUAAAGUGUUGUGAUUGUGUGAAAAUGUCCGAAAGAACGAUAGCAGAGUACAAAGAGGAACUUUCUCGGACAAAAGAAGAGAACAAGAGACUACGUCAACUACUUGAGGCUGUUUUCAAGAAACCUCAAGUUGUGUUACACAGAACAGACGUCUGUAAAGAACAUCUUCACCCUGAGCAACAGAAGUGGAGCUUCAGGAUGAGGACGGAGGACCCACAGCCCUCUCACAUUAAGAAGGAAGAGGAAUAUGCACUGAUCCCCCAUUUUAAAAAGGAUGAGGAGGACCCACUGACACACCAUUUUAAAAAGGAAGAGGGGGACCCACCGACACACAAUUUUAAAAAGGAAGAGGGGGACCCACCGACACCCCAUUUUAAAGAGGAAGUGGUAGAUCCACUGACACCCAAUUUUAAAGAGGAAGAGGAGGACCCACUGACACCCAAUUUUAAAGAGGAAGUGGUGGAUCCACAAAGCCCUCACAUUAAGGAGGAAGAGGUGGAUCCACUGACACCCCAUUUUAAAGAGGAAGAGGAGAACCCACUGACACCCCAUUUUAAAGAGGAAGUGGUGGAUCCACAAAGCCCUCACAUUAAGGAGGAAGAGGUGGAUCCACUGACACCCCAUUUUAAAGAGGAAGAGGAGAACCCACUGACACCCCUUUUUAAAGAGGAAGUGGUGGAUCCACAAAGCCCUCACAUUAAGGAGGAAGAGGUGGAUUCACUGACACCCCAUUUUAAAGACGAAGAGGAGGACCCACUGACACCCCAUUUUAAAGAGGAAGUGGUGGAUCCACUGAGCCCUCACAUUAAGGAGGAAGAGGAGGACCCACUGAGCCCUCACAUUAAAGAGGAAGACCCUUUGACCCCUCACAUUAAAGAGGAGGAACACAGCAUCAGUCAGCAGGGAGAGCAUCUUGAAGGACUGGAGGAGGUUGAUGUCACCAAGAUGCCAGUGACUGGUGUCCCUGUGAAGAGUGAAGAUGAUGAGGUCAAAGGUGAAAGUGAGGAGAAGAGAGAGGCGGAGCCUCCAAGCAGCAGCUCAACUCAACACAUGACAACAGAAGCUGAUGGAGACCACUGUGGAGGAUCACAAGCAGACAAGCUCUUAGCUCCACUAUCAGAUAGUGAGGACACAACGUCACACUCUCCUGACACUGAUGAUGAAGACUCUAAAGAUGAUAAGACAUGUCACACUGACAACACACACUUCACAUGUUCUCACUGCGACAAAACCUUUAAAUACCAUUGUUAUCUGAAAAGCCACAUGAGAAAGCACACUGGUGAAAAACCUUUUUCAUGUUCAAUCUGCUGUAAAGAUUUUACUCAUAGGCACGAUUUGAAAAUACACAUGAGAAAACACACUGGAGAAAAACCUUUUUUCUGCUCAGAAUGUGGUAAAAGUUUUGCAGUAAGUCACCAUUUAAAAGAACACAUGAGAACACACACUGGAGAAAAACCUUUUUCCUGCUCAGUAUGUGGUAAAAGUUUUGCAGUAAGUCACCAUUUAAAAGAACACAUGAGAACACACACUGGAGAAAAACCUUUUUCCUGCUCAGAAUGUGGUAAAAGUUUUGCACAAAGUCACCAUUUAAAAAAGCACAUGAGAACACACACUGGAGAAAAACCUUUUCCCUGCUCAGAAUGUGGUAAAAGUUUUGCAAUAAGUCAAAGUUUAAAAGCACACAUGAUAACACACACUGGAGAAAAAACGUUUUCCUGCUCAGAAUGUGGUAAAAGUUUUGCACAAAGUCACCAUUUGAAAGCACACAUGAGAAUACACACUGGAGAAAAACCUUUUUCCUGCUCAGAAUGUGGUAUAAGUUUUGCAAAAAAUGUAAGUUUAAAAGUACACAUGAGAACACACACUGGAGAAAACCCUUUUUUAUGUUCAAUCUGCUGUAAAGAUUAUACUCAUAGGCACGAUUUGAAAAUGCACAUGAGAAAACACACUGGAGAAAAACCUUUUUCCUGCUCAGAAUGUGGUAAAAGUUUUGCAGUAAGUCAAAGUUUAAAAGCACACAUGAGAACACACACUGGAGAAAAAACUUUUUCCUGCUCAGAAUGUGGUAAAAGUUUUGCACAAAGUCACCAUUUCAAAGCACACAUGAGAAUACACACUGGAGAAAAACCUUUUCCCUGCUCAGAAUGUGGUAAAAGUUUUGCAGUAAGUCAAAGUUUAAAAGCACACAUGAGAACACACACUGGAGAAAAAACUUUUUCCUGCUCAGAAUGUGGUAAAAGUUUUGCACAAAGUCACAAUUUCAAAGCACACAUGAGAAUACACACUGGAGAAAAACCUUUUUCCUGCUCAGAAUGUGGUAAAAGUUUUGUAAAAAAUGUAAGUUUAAAAGUACACAUGAGAACACACACUGGUGAAAAACCAUACUCCUGUUCAAGCUGCAACAAAAGCUUCCUUUACCUAAACACUCUUACAGUACACAUGAGAACACACACAGGUGAAAAACCAUACCCCUGUUCAAGCUGCAACAAACGUUUUCGUUACCUAAAAACUCUUACAGUACACAUGAGAACACACACAGGAGAGAAAGUGUUGAGUUGCAGUGUGUGUGGUGAAAGAUUCUCAUAUAAGUACCAGUGUAAGAAACACAAGUGUGCUGGUGAGAACAGCAGCAGCAAGUGAAGAUGCAGGAUUUGAAAUAAACUGUCAAAACUUUAACUUUGAUUUUCUAACAACAUCAGCACAUAUAACAUGUGUGACAUCAUUGUUGUGUGUGUAACACAAUCUUGUUAAUAUGAUUCUAACAUUUAUAGAUUAGACACUUCAGAUUAGUGCUUUUAUUUCAGUCAAGUACAUGAGUUAAUAUACACAUUUGUGUACUUUAAAAUGAACAGAACAAUUUGACUGAAAAGGUGAGAAUAAACAGUACAUAAAAUAUGUUACAUACAAUAAACAUUUUAUGUGUAGAUAUUCACAAUACACUUGUAUACGUAUUCAUAAUAGUGUUUUAUAUAUGUUUUUUGAAAUAAUGAAGGGUUACAUCGACGUCCCACUGGGGUGAGUUUUUCCUUGCCCGUAUGUGGACUCUGUACCGAGGAUGUCGUUGUGGCUUGUACAGCCCUUUGAGACACUUGUGAUUUAGGGCUAUAUAGAUAAACAUUGGUUGAUUAAUACAUAUUUUAUUUUCUAAUUGUAGAUGAUUCCAUAGAUGAACUCCUUUAUAUGAUAUACAUAUUUGUUUUACAUGUGUUCAUACCUUUGCUUUUGAGUACACAUAAAUCCCUCUUAGUUCAUAUUUACUGGUUCACAUCUGAAACAUCUUCUGGACCACUUCUGGAAGCAUAUUAUUAUUUACUUUAUACAUCAUUUGAGCAGUUGUCUUUUAUACAAGAUCAUUUACUUUUAAAAUGUGUGACUUUAUGAAUCAUUUGUUGGGUCUCUAUAAUCCAUUCUGUUAAUUAUCUUUAUUAAUCUCUUUUGUAAUAUGAAUAUUGUUGUGUGAUUGUUUUAUAUGUAUGUCCCCAGACCUUUAUGCAAUAAACAAUGUAUGCUUCAACUAAAGUUGGGUACAAUAAUUGUAGCUAAUAUUUGUAAGUAUGUAUUUUAUUCUAUUUAGUAUUGCACUCCAUUUUUUUAAUGU